Molecule: messenger RNA, 1429 nt
Organism: Syngnathus typhle (broad-nosed pipefish)
Lineage: Eukaryota; Metazoa; Chordata; Actinopteri; Syngnathiformes; Syngnathidae
Gene: sgf29
Product: SAGA complex associated factor 29
Exons: 9
Coding region: 356-1228 (290 amino acids)
Cellular component (GO): SAGA complex
Source: RefSeq, a predicted model, not a curated record
ACAGCAGGAAAAAAAAGACGAAGAAGCCGCUAAGCGGAAGUAAGGGAAAACGAAGCUAACCCGCUAACAAGCGGAUAAUCUUUGUAAGGUUAAUUUGCAACCUUGCGUCGUUUUGAUGCUUUUGUGCCAAUCAAAGCAAGUGUUGGUUGAUUUAAUUUAAUGGCAUAUACAUGCGUACGGUUUUGUUUUAUUCUGUUUCGUGGUCCUGGCGAACACGAGCCUAGCAUGGGCUCCUAGCUCAUUGAAGCGAAUAGCUGGAAAAUAACACUCGUCAUUUAGAGCAUAUAAUAUAAUUUUUAAUAUAGCCUUAUUUUUUAAUCAAAAGUACAAGUGUUGUUGUAUGUAGUUGCAGAAGAUGUCAGCAGAUACUAAGAUCGCUGAGCUGCUCACUGAACUCCAUCAACUCAUCAGACACACGCAGGAGGAGCGGUCACGCAGCGAACACAAUCUGCUCAACAUCCACAAAACCCACGAAAGGAUGCAAACGGAAAACAAAACGUCGCCGUACUACCGCACCAAGUUGAGAGGACUUUACACCACUGCCAAGGCCGACGCGGAGGCGGAGUGUGGGAUCCUGCGUCGUGCACUGGACAAAAUAGCCGAGAUCAAGUCGUUAUUAGAGGAGCGAAGGAUCGCCGCCAAGAUGGCCGGAGUUUACAGCGACAGUGACCCCCCCAGGAAGACCAUGCGACGUGGCGUCCUCAUGACGCUUCUCCAGCAGUCGGCCAUGACGCUGCCGCUCUGGAUUGGCAAGCCUGGCGAGAGCCCGCCCCCUCUGUGUGGAGCCACGCCCGCCAGCGGUGACUAUGUGGCCAAGCAGGGAGACAAGGUGGCGGCCAGGGUCAAGGCGGUGGACGGAGACGAGCAGUGGAUCCUGGCAGAGGUUGUGAGCUACAGCCAUGCUGCAAACAAGUACGAGGUGGAUGACAUCGAUGAAGAGGGCAAAGAGCGACACACUCUGAGCAGGCGUCGCAUCAUCCCGCUGCCGCAAUGGAAGGCCAACCCAGAGACGGACCCCGAGGCGCUUUUCAGCAAAGACCAGCUGGUGCUCGCCCUUUACCCACAGACCACCUGCUUCUACCGCGCCCUCAUACACGCCCCGCCGCACAGGCCCCAGGACGACUACUCGGUGCUGUUCGAAGACACGUCGUACGCCGACGGGUACUCACCGCCUCUCAACGUGGCUCAACGUUACGUGGUAGCCUGCAAGGAGAACAAGAAGAAGUAAAAGCAAACCAAAGUGCGCAAGACAUCGUUGCACAUCACCUUUGCCUCAAACGACACCUAGUGGCAAAGCAAGGAAGUGCAUUCUGUCAAAGGAAUAAUUUGGGUUUUUUUUUUAACUUGCAAGGAAAUAUGUCAUUAAUAUUAACUGUAAAUAGUAAAAUAUGUGUGAAACUGUUUUUAAACAUUAAAAGAUACCAAAUGA